CGACUCGAACGCAUUCCCGCUCGCUCUCUGCGCGUCGGCUCCCACCGACCCUCUGUGUUUCCUCUCGCACGCGUCGCCAUGGCAGACCUCCCGCCCCCCGUGCAAGGUCCCACGGCCAAGGAGAAGAAGUACGACCGCCAGUUGCGUCUGUGGGGCGCCGCCGGCCAGAUUGCGCUCGAGAACUCGCACAUCGUCCUCAUAAACUCGGGCCCGGGUGUGGUCGGCCUGGAGACACUGAAGAACCUGGUGCUUCCCGGCGCCGGCAACUUCACGAUACAGGACUCGGCCAUAGUCGACGAGGCAGACUUGGGCGUCAACUUCUUCCUGGAAGAGGAGCAUCUGGGUGGCUUCCGCGCAGAGCACACGUGCAAUCUGCUGAAAGAGCUCAACCCGGACGUGCAAGGCCACUUCAUCUCCGAGCCCGUAGAGUCGUGGCUCGCCCAGCCAGACGCACUCAAACCCUACACGCUCAUCAUCGUGACCGCGCCCAUCCACCCAGGGCUCCUCACCAAGCUCGCCGCACACGCAGACCAAGCACUCGUCCCGCUUUUCUACAUACACUCAGUCGGCUUCUACUCGCAUUUCUCCAUACACCUUCCGCCAGCGUUCCCUAUUGUCGACACACAUCCAAGCCCCGAAACCACAACAGACCUGCGGUUGCUGAAACCAUGGCCCGAGCUGCUCGCAUACGCAGAGGACAAGACAAAGGGCAUAGAGACCAUGGCAGCCGAUGACCACGGCCACAUACCCUACGUUGCCAUUCUGCUGCAUUACCUUGAAGUCUGGAAGAAGGAACACAACGGCGAGGUACCCCAGAACUACAAAGACAAGACCGCCUUCCGCGAUCUCGUCGCAGCUGCCACACGGACAGACACCCCCGAAGGCGGCGAGGAGAACUUCGAGGAAGCCGUCUCGGCGGUCCUCAAGUCUCUCAACCCCCCGGAGCCAAGCAGCGCCGUCAAGGAAAUCUUCAAGGUCCCAGAAUGCGUCAUAAUACGCGAGAACUCGCCGCCCUUCUGGGUCAUCGCGCACGCAAUCGGUCUCUUCUACACAAAGUACGGCGUGCUGCCCGUACCCGGCGCUGUACCGGACAUGAAGGCGCGCUCCGCAGACUACAUCCAGCUGCAGAACGUAUACAAGUCCAAGGCGCGGAAAGACCUCGCAGAGGUGCUGGAGAGCGUGCGGUUCUUGGAGCGCAACGCAAACAUGAGCACCCACAUCGAGGAAAAGGACGUAGAAGCCUUCUGCAAGAAUGCAGCGCAUAUCAAGCUUGUCCGCGGACGGCCGUUCCACAUCGUCCCGGCGGAGGGCGACCUGAAGUUUGGGGCAAACGCUAAAUCGCUAGCACAAAAACUCACCUUCCCCGACUCGCUCCUCCCCAUCUACAUCGCCUUCCUCGCCUGGGACAAAUUCAUCGCCACCCACACCGCCUCUAACCUCACCAACACCCCCAAGCCGCCCGGUUUCUCCGACGCAGACGUCGACUCCGACACCGAGAAAGUGACCAGUACUGCGCUGAAGCUCGUAGACAGCCUCGUCAAGGAAGCGAGCUAUACCAUCGACGAAGAGGAGUAUGAUGGCGUUCGGGCGCAAAUCGCAGAGCUGGCGCAGGAAUUUGUGCGCGCUGGGGGCGGCGAGCUGCAUAAUAUCGCUGCGUUGACGGGCGGCAUGGUGAGCCAGGAGGUUAUCAAGGUCAUCACGGAGCAGUAUGUGCCGGUGGAUAAUACGUGUGUUUUCGACGGGGUAAGGAGUAAGUCGAGCGUGUUCAGGGUAUGAGUUGGGAUAUGGGGUUGCGGGUUCGAGCAGGCAGCAUCAUUUGGCGUCAUGAUUCGACAUGGCCAGCCAAAGGGCGGGGACUGCGGUGCGGGUGAAGCGCAAGAUGACGUGUCAAGGUACACUACGCUGCGCUACCGCAGAGAAGAAGAGUAGGGCGAUGCAUUUUCAAAGUGCAGCGCAAUGCGUACGCACUAGCUCUAAUGCAUCUAUCCGGCCAGCCAACAUAACAAUCUUGUCUUC
Paraphaeosphaeria sporulosa is the source of this 2016-nucleotide messenger RNA. RefSeq lists its product as uncharacterized. Bases 79 to 1776 code for a protein of 565 amino acids. The transcript has 4 exons. NCBI's taxonomy places the organism in Eukaryota, Fungi, Ascomycota, Dothideomycetes, Pleosporales, Didymosphaeriaceae. Gene Ontology annotation, biological process: protein neddylation. The record is from RefSeq and is a predicted model, not a curated record. Gene Ontology annotation, cellular component: cytoplasm. Gene Ontology annotation, molecular function: NEDD8 activating enzyme activity.